AUGGUAGAUGCCCUUUCUUCCACUGGCCUGAGUAUCUUGCCUUCCACUGGCUGCAUCUUGUCAUCCGCCAGCAGCAUCUUGUCUUCUUCCUGCAGCAUUGUCACCCACAGCCAGAAUCAUCUUAACCGUCUUCAACCACAUUCUACAAGAUCUCUCUCAAUUGCACUAAAGACUGUUGUAGGCCUUCGCAAACUUCCAAUCUCGCUCAAGACUGUGCUGUUGGCCGUUGUGGCCUCUAACCAGACUCUAUUUGCUCAAUACUCACUUGCUCAAGACUCUAUUUCUUUUCAAUAUCUCUCAAGACCGUCCUACUCUGCCUUCAUGGUAGCAUUUAAAUCUGCCUCCAUUUCUGGAUCCACCACUAUGUCCAUCCCUGUCUUCAAACCAUUCAUGUGCAAUGGUGACCGUUAUCUCACUGCUACUGAUGCAUUCUGUGUGGCUACAUAUGGGCACCGAGUCAUCACCACUACCAACAUGAAAUUCAUUCCCCAAUCCUUCGACAAUGAAUCUGACAUAAUUCAAGCACGAGCAGAUGGCAGAUACUGGGCCAUAGAUCCCUUUCAGUGGCCACAGAUGUACAAUGACUUGUACGCUCGAAGUUUCGCAAUCCCACAUCAGGAAGCCUACAUGGACGACUCGAGCAUGACAUAUGCAUGGUUCAGGCCAGCUUUCACAAGUGACUUUGUGCCCCUUGCACCCGAUAAUCUUGUUGGUCAGCUCAAGACAGACAUCCUUGACCAUCUCAAGUGA
Messenger RNA from Suillus bovinus, 750 nucleotides. RefSeq lists its product as uncharacterized. The coding region runs from base 1 to 750 and encodes 249 amino acids. The transcript is spliced from 8 exons. The record is from RefSeq and is a predicted model, not a curated record. Lineage: Eukaryota; Fungi; Basidiomycota; Agaricomycetes; Boletales; Suillaceae.